Molecule: messenger RNA, 2579 nt
Organism: Xiphias gladius (swordfish)
Lineage: Eukaryota; Metazoa; Chordata; Actinopteri; Istiophoriformes; Xiphiidae
Gene: etaa1a
Product: ETAA1 activator of ATR kinase a
Exons: 6
Coding region: 187-2310 (707 amino acids)
Source: RefSeq, a predicted model, not a curated record
GCAUUGUCUGCGCAUCUCUGUUGCUCUUGAACACACCAUCGAAUGGAACCAUGGGAAGGAAAAGAUGGCGGGAUGUUCAACACCUCCGUUGACUGGCCGAAUAAACAACAAAAUUAAGUGUAAAUAAAAUAUAUAUAACCGGAGAAUGUUCGCCGUCAACACCUCGCCAGGUAACGGCCAGUGACCAUGAACCGAGGAGGCAGGAAACCGGAGCCGGCCGCUGCUCCUGCAGGCUCCCCGCUGGAGCAACAGACGCCCAAGCUGAAACCAAACCGCCUGAGCAGAAGUUUCAGACAGACCCAGACAGCGGCGGAGGUCGGCUCCCCCAAGAGCCAGCGGUCAGAUUUUAAGACUCCGACCAGAAUCCCCAGAUCCAGAGUAGCUGGUGGUUUCAGUGGAGAGUCUCCACACAACGACUCCGACUUUCAGCAGGACAUCAUCUGGGACGCCACCUCUCCUUCGCCCAGCAGACUCGGUAAAAAAGGUAGAAAACACCCGGCUGGAGCUGUGACCAUCUCAGAGAUCGUCAGCAAGAUCGCUCCUGAGCAUGGGAGACCGGAGGUCGCAGAGCCGACGCUACAGCAGUGGAUCGGAGACAGCGCCGCCAUCCCCUGUACGCCAGACGUUCGAGUUCCCAAACCCAAGAGGAAAUCCCCGAGGCUGAACGGAGUGGACGACUUGCUGAAGCUGGCUAGACAGUUUGACUUCAACAUGUUUCGUCAGGUGGAAGAAGAAGUGGAGGACAUGCACCAGCAGAGCCUGGAGCUCCUGUCUGAGGACAUUUCGGAUUUUGAGGACGGCGAUCCGAAUGACUUUUCACCCUCGCCUCGCGGAAACCGUCAAGCCGCAUCGAAUGCAGCGGCCUGGACAGAUGUGGAGGUUCAUCGGGAUCAACCUACGGAGGAUGAUUUGGACUUUCUGUUUGAUGGACCGACCCAACAUGUGAGUGGAAAUUUAAGUCAGGUGUCGUCUGCUCAGCCGUCCCAAGUAAAAGGUGCUCUCGCUCUAUCCUCCAAAGAGGCUCCUGGGAAACCUCCGGCCGCAGGUGUUUCCACGACAAACGCUAAAGGCGGGGCAGCGAACCACGUGUUCGAGGACGACUGGGAAAACGAUGACUUGCUAAAUGACUCUCUGGUGUUGGAGAUGACACAAAAUCCACAGAACUUCACUGCACCGAAGCACUGCUCAACACAGAAACCCACCAGUGACGUAAACCAUCAGAAUUCAGUAAACGCUCCUGCCUGUGGAGACGUCAGACUCGGCCGAUCAGCUGUUUCCAAAGUGGAAAAAGACGACGUGAGACAAAGAGCAACUUUCAAACUGGAGUCUAAUCCUAAUUUCUCUGUGAAGAGAAUCCAGACAGACACGUGGACAAACUCAAAAGUGGAUUACAGCUCAAAAACAGGAGAUAAGGACACUCGCCAGAGCAGGUUCUCGUACAAUGAGGGUGUUUCAGUAGAGACCGGAUCUCAGCGUACCUGGCAAACAUCAAACGCAGUGAAGUCAGAUCAACAGAAAUCACAGUUUUACCAGGGGGAGUGUGUCGCCAGCUCCAUAUCGGCUUCGUCUGCGGCAAACACGUCGCCUACAAGAACAACUCAGAGUUUUCCAAAGAAACCUCAGGUAGGUUCUUCCCGCAUCGAGCCAGGCGCUGUCUCGGACUUCCUGGAUGAGGACCUGGACUCCCUCUUCUCGUUGGAACCGGCUUGGGACGACCCGGCUGACGACGACCUGCUGUGUGAAAUGUGUGAAGACCUGGAGAACCAGAUGCAGAGCGUGGACAGCAUGUCCACCAAACAGACCUCUCUUGUUGGUCAGACAUCAAACCAGAGAGCAGCUCUGCAACCAUCCAACAGAACCUGGGACAACAGGAACCAACGGCCAGCCAAUCGGCAGCCUUUCCCCCAAAAACAAACAGCCACAAUUCUCCCUGGUGGUUCAGGUAGACCAGCUGGUAGGUCAUUGGCUGGUGUUUCUGCCUCUAACCUCGCUGCAGGUGUACAGGCGAACACCGCGAGGGAUUCUUUCAGAUACACACAAACAAAAACCACUUCAGAAUCCACCAACAGCUCUACAUGUCUGCAGUGGAGCAGCAGGGCCCACUCAGCGGCUGCAGCACCGCGACCGCCACAGGGGAACCCCGGCAAAAACCAGUUCACCUUCAAGAAGCCAAAUCCCCCGGUUUCCACUGGGACCUCCAAAGUUCCGGGUAAAUGUUCGGCCGCGGAGAUCGAGCUGAAGAAGCAGCAGGCGAUGGAGAGAAGGCGACGGCGGCUGCAGGACGCCCAGAACCUCCGAGCUCCGACGUGACGGAGACGAAAGGCCUCCGAAACAAACAAAAGCCAACCGCGGAGCUGAACGAGGCAGCGUCUCACUUCACCCGCCGGCAGAUGAACCCAAACAUAACCCGGACUUUUCUGAUUACUUUGUUUGUAAAGAGCUGAAUCUGAAUCAGCUCAAGAUAAAGAGCUGGCAAUUAUCUUGUAAACAUUUGUACAAACAUGUUCCUGUAAAACUAAACUGUUUUAUAAUUUCAUGCUUACGUAGUCUCUGUUCUGUCUUUUUUAUUUUUUAAGUCU